AUGGAUGUGGCAUGUCAGAAACACAUGAAGGAACGCGAAGAACUGGAGAAUUAUCAGAAGAAACUUCUGGAAGAGAAAUGUGCAGUUGUUAAGAACAAAGAUGAUGUUAUUCAGAAGCUGGAAAGUUCUUGCGAGGCCCUGGCCAGAGAUCAAAGUGAGCUACUGCAAAAAGUGUCAACUCUUACUGCAGAGAGAGAUUCAGCCCUAGAAAAACACCUGUACCUUGAAAAUGCACAUUUAGCCUUAAAAAAUGAAAUGGACAAUCUGCUCCAGACAAGACAAAGUCUGCAGGCUGAGAAGGAGAUGCUCCUCAAAAGCAUAGAAGAGCUGCAUGUGAGUUUGGACAACAGGGUUAGUGAAAACCAAGCACUGAAAGUGAGGAUGGAAGAGAUGGAAACAGACCUCGAGACCAAACAGAAGGGACUUAAAAAAGCCAUGGAAGACAAUGCAGAGCUGAAGGAUUCCCUUGCUGGUCUCUCUCAUGAUCUUGAGGAAAUGAAAGCCUCAAGAGUCAGAUCCGAUUCCGAGUGUGUGCGGUUACUGCAAGAGAAGGAGGCUCUUUCUUCAUCAGAACAAAGGCUUCUGGCUGAAAGGGAGGAACUGCUGACUGAGAACAGGGCAGUUGCUGACAGGCUUGCUCGUGCCACUGCAGAUGCCACACUUGCUGAGAAAGCCUUUACUGAGAAAAUAAAUGAGCUGAGCUUAGAAAAGGAAUCAGUUUUUCAGAAGUUGUUGCAAUUUGAAAAGCACAAUGAAGCUCUUCUUCAAGAGAAGAGUGAAUUGGAGAAAAAAUGCUCAGAGCUUCUUGAUGAAAACAAGUCUUCUGCAAAUGCCAUUUCUGAUAUGAAGAGAGAACAUGAGCUGGAUGUCUCGGCCAAGAGAGCUCUGGCCCAAGAGAAUACCAUGCUCCAAGAUUCCAUUGAAGCCCUCAAGGAAGAGCUAAGUAAGAAGACUCAAGAAAAUCAAGAGCUAAAAGCCUGUAAAUGUGACCUUUCAGACCUUCUGAAAGAGGCCCAGGAUGCCAAAAUAACACUAGAAAAUGAACUGGCUGCCGUGUCACAUGCCAACCAGGUCCUGUCAUCUUCACUCGAGACCUGUUCCUCUGACAGAGAAACACUGACCAGAGAGAGGACUGAACUGCAAGUUAAGUGUCAGAAACUAAAUGGAGAGGUUGAGAUUAUGAAAGAAAACCUAAGCAGAGAAAAGGAAGCUAGAAAACUGGACAAGGAAUCGUUUUUGUUGGAACAUAUGGAACUUCAAAGCAACAUCAGCUUCUUGGAGAAGGAGACAGAAGAGCUGAGAGAGAAAAAGAAAGAAUUUCUGACUGAGAAAGAACUUUUAGUUCAGGAGAAAGAAAAAUCUGAAUCUAAACUGGUGGAAAUCAUUAAAGAAAAAGAAACCCUCUGUGCAGAGAAGGAGCAGCUUGCUUCCAGUAUUGAACAACUGAAGAGUGACUUUGCUUCCUUGUCCACAUCAAAAGCAGAGCUCCAGGACUUGCAUAACUCUGUCUCCAAGAGACUGAAUGAUCUUCAGCACAGGUAUGAGGUGACAGAGAAAGAGAGAAUAAAGCUACUUCAGGAAAAUGACAGCCUGCUUGCUAAGCAGAAGAGUCUGGUCAUCAUCAAGGAGGAAAUACUGCAGGAGAAGGAGAAAUUCUCCAAGGAUUAUGAUAAACUGACUGAGAAAGUAGCACUUUUAGAACAAACUAAUAGUGACCUCUCAGGCAAACUGCUGGUGUCUCAGGGCAAAAAUCAGAUGCUGCAGGAGGAGAUGAACAAUCUGGCUUUGAAACUAAAAGAAAUUGAGACUCUCCAGGCCCAAACAGUAGCCCAAAAAAUUGAGAGCAGUCUGUUGGAAGUGAAUAUCUACUGA
Molecule: messenger RNA, 1872 nt
Organism: Chaetura pelagica (chimney swift)
Lineage: Eukaryota; Metazoa; Chordata; Aves; Apodiformes; Apodidae
Product: trichohyalin-like
Exons: 2
Coding region: 1-1872 (623 amino acids)
Source: RefSeq, a predicted model, not a curated record